GUCAGUCGUCUGAAGACGCCCCGCCGGGACGCGGACGGUAAAUGGCAAGAAGAGGUGGCGCUCGGGUGGACAUGUCACCUGGAGGAGGAGGAGGAGGCCGGCUUGGAGCAGGAAGAUUCCCCAAGGAUUCUUUUGUGAUCCUUUGAAAAUCUGUCAUCACGUCCAUCUAGAUGUCGUCCACGUCUUCAAAAAAGGGUCCUGCUGAUGAUUCUCUUUAGCUUGGGAAGGAGGGAAAGAAAAAUCACACACCCAGGUCUGUCGGCAUGGAUAAUCAGGACAAGGCACCAACUGAGGCGCCUCCCACAGACCUCAUUCAAUUUGUUGAAGACAUCACACAAAACACUGAUAAUGGCGACUUGGUGAUGGACAGCAUUCCUGAGCAGGACAAGUCAGACGUGGAGAGUGUCGGACGGAUGUUUGAGCACUGUAUUGACCGGGUGUCUCGUUUGGAGAUGCGGAGGGAAGAGCUGAUUCAAGAGUUCCUGUUUCUGCAGGAGCCCAUGAAGCGUGCUGUGGAUCAUCUGAGGGGAAAGCUGGCGGUAGAGCGGAGACUGGUUACUCUGGCUCAGGUGGAUCACAUGGAUGUGUUUGAGGACGUGCAGAAAGUGAAGAGGAAACUCUUUAACACUGCCAGAGCCUGCAUCCACAGCCAGGUGACGCUCGCUGAACAGGAGUACAAAGUAGCUCAAGCGGCUAUUACAAAGUCUGCAGGUAACAAAGUUCACGCCCUAGUUGAGAUCUGCAUUGUUGGUUUGCAGUUGUGUGUUAAUAGCUGCAUGCCAAGGCUGAGCAUUAUUAUCUUGGACGAGCUCAAAGCCAAAGUCCAAUGCCUGAAAGAGGAGUUGCUUCGACUCCAGGAGUCCCACCAAAACCAUCUCAGCUCUUUGAGGGAUUUGGCCAAGAAGCCCCGCAGGCCGAGAACCAUGAGCGAUGUCGGCCUGUGUCGUCAAGCCUCUGUCAAUCUACAGCGCCGGCUGAGCGUCAGCAUACAGGACUUGGAGGGCUGGUACGAGCCCCGACUCGUAGCACUGCUCAAGAGGAGGCAGUUUGGAGAGAAGGCCUUGAGAGUGAGCAAUGAGCAGCUAGGGAGUUUAAGGACCCAAGUGGACCCCCUAAAACAAAAAGUACAAAAACUGGAGGGGCAGAGGUCCUGUCUCGAGCAAAGGCUCAACAUGAUGCAGCAGGAGAGGGAGGAGAUGAUCACACAAUACAAGGAGGCUGAAGAUGAACUAAAAGAGGCUCUGAGGAGACGAAUGCUGGACUUUGAGAUUCAACUCAGACAUAAAAGAGAUUUGGAGGCUCUCACAAAUGAUAUUUUAGAAGAGAUUGCACGUCUCAGAAGUCUAAUAUGUUCGUUCUAGAGUCUGUGAUGAAGCUCCUGCAGAAGAACAGAGGAUUCUACUUCCUGUCAGUCCAACGAAAGCUAAACACCUUCGCA
Molecule: messenger RNA, 1438 nt
Organism: Syngnathoides biaculeatus (alligator pipefish)
Lineage: Eukaryota; Metazoa; Chordata; Actinopteri; Syngnathiformes; Syngnathidae
Product: syncoilin-like
Exons: 7
Coding region: 264-1361 (365 amino acids)
Cellular component (GO): intermediate filament
Source: RefSeq, a predicted model, not a curated record